CAUCAAAUUGUGUUUUCAUUAUUUCAUCGUCAGAAAACAAAAAUCUACUAUAUAUAAAAAAAAAUGUCUUCAGUGUUGACGGAAAAUGUUGUACUUGUACGUACACGAUCUCAUGAUUUGAAUUCAGUGAAAAAACUUAAUUGCUGGGGAUGUACAUUGAAAGAUGUGUCUAUCGUGAAUCGAAUGCCUAAUGUUGAAGUUAUUUCUUUAUCUAUAAAUAGAAUCGAUACAUUGAAAUAUUUUGCAUCAUGUACAUUGUUACAGGAAUUGUAUUUAAGAAAAAAUGAAAUUGAAGAUAUUAACGAAAUUCUUCAUCUAUCACAAUUACAAUUUUUGAAGAAAUUAUCAUUGGAAGAUAAUCCAUGUACCAAUGUUGAUAAUUAUCGUUUGACCAUACUUAAAGCAUUGCCAAAUUUAGAAUUUCUGGAUAAUGUCAAAGUAACUGCUGAAGAAUUAUAUCAAGCAGAAAAAUUAGGUCGAGAAUUAAUAUGGCCUGGAACGGAAACGGUGGACGAUAUUGGUGAUGAAAUUAUUGAGAAUACAAGUGGCAAUGUCCAAUAUGAUAUGUCAAGAAAUUAUUCAGAAACAAAAUCAUCGUAUCCAGUUUUAUAUCAGGAACAAGUGUCCAAUAAUAGCAAUAAUAGCAGCAGCAGUAACAGUAGUAAUUGCCAAACAGUUACCUUAAGUAAUGGAUUGACACAGCAACAAACAAAUGAACAAUAUCAUCAACAACAGCAAUCAUCGAUGAAUGUUGGUGGAUAUAUUGAUCAACAACAAUUGAAUAAUAGUGGUAGUUCAGAAAAUGGUAGCACUAAUUCUGUAAUCAAUUCAUCAUCAUCAUCAUCAUUGUAUGGUAACAAUAAUAAUAAUACAUCAGCAACGAAUGGAAAUCGUAAUAAUUAUCAGCCACAACCACCACCAACACCGAUGAUGAAUGGUGGUAAUAAUAGUUCAUCGAACCUACAACAUCAUCUUCCACAGGCCAACAUACAAAAAUCGGCUAGUCCAAAUAAUAAUAAUCAUCAUAAUAAUAAAAAGACAAACAUGGCAAAAGCAAAUUCUUUAUCCGAUUAUAAUAUUUAUAGUACAAAUGGCAAUUUCCGUUGUUCUUCGCCAGCCUUAUCAGGAAAUCCUUAUGAGCCAAUGGAAUAUGGUUAUGAAAAUGGACAAAAUAUUCUGCAUAAUAAUAAUAAUAAUAAUACUGGUCAAUCAUCAUAUUAUAUGCCUAAUGUGAAUUCUACACGUGCAAAUCUACAAAGUGCUUCAUCAACAUCAAAUCGUGAACAACAACAACAACAACGAAUAUUGCCUAAAGGCGGUAGAAAUCGAAAUGCCAAUAUUCUUUCAGCUGUACUUUGUCUAAUCAAAGAACUUGAUUAUGGAAGCUUAGAAGUGGUUGAUACAACCAUACAUUGUCGUAUGGAAGAGAUGGAAGAUUGAAACUGGUCCACUAAUUGAAUGAUAAUAUUCGUUGCACAUUGUCAUCAUCAUUAUCAUUUUGAUCAUCAAGUGAAUUGGAAUAUUCCUUUGAUAAUACAUAAUUUUCUUUCAUCAUCAUUCAGAUUCAAAUUGCGAUAUUUUAGAAUCGUUUUUUUUCCUAAUUUAUAAAAGCAGCUUAAGAUUUGUGACAAUAUUCUAACAUUCCAUUUAUGAUAAUUUAUUUUCCUUUUCUUUUCUUUUUGUUGUUGAUCCAAAGUUUAAUCUCUAUAUUCAGUUUCUGGUUUUUUUCUUUUUUUUUUGUUUUUUCCAAACCAAUCACACAUACUGAUUUUGAUUGAAUUGGAUUUUUUUUUAAUUUCAAAAAAAAAAAUUUAUAUGCUAUACCACUAGAUGGCAGAAUGGAUACAUAAUAAACAUUUCCGAUUUUUACUGAUGCAAUUCA
Dermatophagoides farinae (American house dust mite) is the source of this 1882-nucleotide messenger RNA. NCBI's taxonomy places the organism in Eukaryota, Metazoa, Arthropoda, Arachnida, Sarcoptiformes, Pyroglyphidae. The record is from RefSeq and is a predicted model, not a curated record.